This is a messenger RNA of Toxotes jaculatrix (banded archerfish), 2216 nucleotides long. It is a transcript of the gene jam2a, whose product is annotated as junctional adhesion molecule 2a. Gene Ontology annotation, biological process: leukocyte tethering or rolling. The coding region runs from base 371 to 1306 and encodes 311 amino acids. The record is from RefSeq and is a predicted model, not a curated record. Gene Ontology annotation, cellular component: cell surface; tight junction; protein complex involved in cell adhesion. The transcript is spliced from 11 exons. Lineage: Eukaryota; Metazoa; Chordata; Actinopteri; Toxotidae.
CCGCCCUCCCUCCACCUCUAUCUCCACCUCAGCCAGCUCCGAAAUCGCACAGCGAGAGGAGAGAGGACAUUUCAUCCGCGCCUUUGAUAGUAAUCGGGGCACGCCGUUCCGAUUCAGACUUCUCACCCAGGACGCCGGUGUCUCCAGCCUGUCAGUCCCGCCGUGCAGCCAGCAGCACCGUGCAGCUCCGUGUCGUGCCGCUCCGCGCCCGACCGGACCGGUCGCAUUCCCCUGGAGAGCAGUUUAUUCCCGGGAAGCUGGAUGAAUUAUUGGAGAGUUGUGAACAAGUGCGAGAAGAAAGCUGGGGCUCGGGAUCUGCCGCCUCGCUCCGUCCAGGGAAGACAAAGCUCAGUCAGAGUUGUGGACGAUAAUGGAGGGGACGUCCCUGUAUCUUCCUAUUGUUAUUUUACUGAUGCAAUGUUCCCCCUCUGUUCCUGUAACCGUGUCCACCAACAGGCACAAGGUGGAGGUACGCGAGUUCUCAGAUGCGGUGCUGUCCUGCAUGUUCCGCACAGAGAAAGACCAGAACCCGCGCAUCGAGUGGAAGAAGAAGGGGAAAGAUGUUUCCUUUGUGUACUUUGAUGGCCACUUCAGAGGUCCCUUUGACGGCCGGGCGACCAUCGAAGGGGCCACGGUGACGCUGCAGAGGGUGACCCAGGAGGAUGCCGGGGAGUACCGCUGUGAGAUCAGUGCUCCUCUUGACUCUGUCAGCCUCGGCGAGACCAACGUGACGCUGAAGGUCCUGGUCCCCCCCCACACCCCGUCCUGUGAGAUCCCCAGUUCGGCAGUGACAGGCUCAGUGGUGCAGCUCCGCUGUAAGGACCAACAAAGCAUCCCGCCCGCUACGUACUCCUGGUUCAAGGACAACCAGCCAAUCAGCCAGCCUCGCCAUGCCAACGCCACCUAUUUAAUCAACUCACACACAGGAAUAUUGGAGUUCAAAGCUGUAGCCAAAGAGGACACGGGCCGGUACAGCUGCCUGGCGUCGAACGGCGUGGGGCCGCCCAAAAUGUGUGAGGGCAAGCACAUGGCAAUAGAGGACAUCAACAUCACAGCAGUGGUGGCGGCGGUGGUGGUGGUCUGCCUGGUCAUCGUGGUCUGCGGCUGUGGAGGACUCCUCCUACACCGCAACGGUUUCUUCAGCGCAGGACAUCGAGGAAGGUCCUUUUGGAUCUCCCAGUGUCACGGUGCAGCCCACAUCAGCAGCCAAACCCUGCACAGAACAGAGGACACGUCCAAUGUCAACUAUCUCCCUCCACCUCAAGAACCGCAGGAUUUUAAACACACCCAGUCCUUCAUGCUCUGAGAAGCUGGCCUCUCCGUGAGAAUUAAUCCACCCUCGUGACAAGGUGCCAACACUGAAGUCUCAGAUUUUAUUUUUUUUUUCUUCGGACUCUGAUUGAGGUCUUGAUCUUCCACUGCAGGCUAAUUUCCAUCCACUUCCUCUACCAGUCCUUUUGGAUGGGUUAUGACAAGCUCGUUUGCGAAGCUUCUUACUCUCUUGCUUUGCUGUGUGGUUGCCUCUGUCAUUUCUGCCCUUAUGAGAAUAAGUAGUUUCAUGGCACUCUGCUCCCCCCUGGUGGUCAGAUGUUGAAACAAUUUCUUUUCUGAAUGAUCCAGGGACCAGUGGAGACUUCUACACACUUUGUAAAGUCCCUCUGCAGGCCAAUGAUUUAACUUUGUUUUAACCAAAGACUGAACAGUUAAUUUAAGGAUUUUUUGUUUUUGUUUUAAAAACUGAACCGUCACAUGGGAUUUCUCAUUAAAGCCAUAGAGAAAACAUCUGAAUCUACACAAACAUAAAUGCAGUUUACCUCAGACGGUAUUUUGUCUUCUGUAAAACUGGGGCCACGGUGCCACAAAUGAUCCUCAAGAGCUUAAUAAGAACACAGAACCAGACAAAGCCAGUCCAAGAGAACCGGAAGCCGCUCCAGUCAGUUCUACUGAGACCAACCCCAUUCCAUCCCAAUGUGCCUGCAUGGUCUUUUUAUAAAUAUAUAUAUAUACUUUGUGCCUUUUUAAUUUGUCUGUCAUUUAUCUAUGAUCACAGUUUUUUGUAAAGAACUUGCCUUACUGUUUUCUGUCUUUAUAUUUUUGUGCCACUGUUUAUCAAUGUUUAUUAAAAAUGGAGUGUCUGUUUUUAGACUGUGUGAAUGGAUUCUUCAGAGUUUUAUUUGAAUGGUGUAUCAGUAAUAAAGUUUUUCUAUUCAAAAUCA